This is a messenger RNA of Lottia gigantea (owl limpet), 738 nucleotides long. RefSeq lists its product as hypothetical. NCBI's taxonomy places the organism in Eukaryota, Metazoa, Mollusca, Gastropoda, Lottiidae. Bases 1 to 738 code for a protein of 245 amino acids. The transcript has a single exon. The record is from RefSeq and is a predicted model, not a curated record.
AUGCCAAAGAUGUAUGUUUUGGUGUUUCUGUGUCUGACCUUGGGAGUGGUUUCCAGAGCUGAAAAGGAGUCUGCUAAGAAAGUGCCAGAAUUUGGCAAACCUGAUCAGGAAGUUGUAUCAACAUCCAAGCCAAAUCUUACUGAUAUAGAAGUCAUCAUGGAGCGUCAAAGACAACUUGAAACGAUUCGUAUGGCUGGAUAUUUGACAUUGAAAGCCUUAGAAGAUACCAAAGUCAGAAGCGAAGAACUGACCGCCAUAUUGGAUGAGCGGGUUCAAACAAUCAGAAAACUUCUUAAACGGUUACCUUUCAUAGUUGGUUAUUUAGUCAACAGAAAUCAACUUGGGGUCCAUUUGGAGUUACCGAUCAUGUCCAGAGUAUUCUUGAUGACGUCAAUGGGCACUACUGAGACGAUAGAUUCAAACUUACCAACCAAAUUUGAGUCGUAUUUCAAGAAGAUGAAUGCGUCGAGAUCUGCCGCUGAAGUCAUGAAUUUGAAAGAGUUUGCUCUCAAGGAAAUGGAGACAUUGACUAGGAAGAUAGGAAACAACUACUUAGGGCGAACCAUCAACCAUGUAGACUCCAGUGUGACUUUUAUGCAGUCGGGGUUAAACCAGACAAGAGACAUGGUGAUAAAAUUACCAGAUUUGCUGUUGGAUGUAAUGACUGGUCCAUACGAUACAGUUUCUGAAGAUCGAAUUCUGGAGGAAUACCAUAAAUAUAUUAAAAACUCAGAGUAG